Messenger RNA from Schizophyllum commune H4-8, 1533 nucleotides. RefSeq lists its product as uncharacterized. Bases 1 to 1533 code for a protein of 510 amino acids. The transcript is spliced from 9 exons. The record is from RefSeq and is a predicted model, not a curated record. NCBI's taxonomy places the organism in Eukaryota, Fungi, Basidiomycota, Agaricomycetes, Agaricales, Schizophyllaceae.
AUGGCUGAUACCGGACCGCCUCCCGCGAAAAUUCCUCGCGUUAGAUCGCCUUCUCCCUCCAUCGCCAACGAGAUCAGUGGCUCUUCUCAUGAAGGGAUUGCGACUGUGUCCGAUGCUAGUCCAUUUACCAAAGAGAUAUGGGCGAACAUUUUAUCGCACUGCUCAGUCUUCGAUCUCUUCUGCCUGCGCGACGCCCGGGGCUUCCUUCGGAGGAUGAUCAGCAGGGAGAUGCUCGAGGAAGCUCUACAGGAUGCUGGUCUCGCGAGGGCCGUGCCAGACAACGAGGAAGAUUGGGAGUGCCUUCCCGUCCAGCUACGAAAUCCGAUAUGCUUGAUGAAGAUGCUCUGUCUGGGACCAUGCUCGGUCUGUGGCACCUGGUCGGCGCUACCCCCAGCUUCGAGUGACAUGAAGAUUCGCUUAUGCGGUAGUGAGGCCUGUUUCUCAUAUAUGUUCUCCGAGUAUAUGUCAUGCGGCUGGACGGUUCCCCCUGCACCUGAGACGCUGACCUGCUGCAUCCGCCAAAUACGCGCAUUCGACCUACCUUUGACGGCCGAAGAGUGGCAACCGCAUAUGCUUAUGGACUAUAGGCGCUACGUCGAUCGUCCAUCCUUCGACAUCUUGACCGACAUCGCAGGCGGCUCCAACUGUAGGACUCUUCUCAAGACUCUUUUGCGCGCCAAGCAGGAGCUGAGCGGCGUUGGCUGGAAAUGGGAUUACUCCAGUGACAUCGUUCGAGAUAGCGAGGAUAAGGAGGGGGCCGUGCGCCUUGCAGAUAUAUUCGCCGACCGUCGCAAGUACCACGAGGUCACCAAGUGGUUAUAUUGCCUCGUCUCUGUCUGGAGGGUGGCAAACGAGAGGAAGGACAUGUACCUCCGCAUCGAGAACCAGCUGACUAUCGAAGACCGCGCCGAGUAUCUGAAUCAGCCCUAUGACCCAAGCCAUCCCCUCGUCCAGCGCGUAUUGGAGGCGCACGCGCGCGAUGUGUCUACCAUCUACGCAAACGCGGCAGACUGCCUUUUUCCUCUUCCCGACCUGCCGAAGUCUCCCUGGGAUGCGGAAUUCGCCCAUCCCAACCAGGACUUCGUGCAUUACCCCCUCCCACGCACCUUCGUACCGUUUAUGGACAGAGUGACGGGCGAGGCGGGUUGCACUGAUGCGAAAUCUGCCGCAGCUACGCACGGGAAGGACGAGCCUGAGCCCAGCCCUGAACACAAAUCUGUGCCACAGUGCAGACUCGAGCCUGAGGAACCUGCAGUCGCUGCCAAAAGCGACGGCAAUGCUUUGAGGAACGGCGUUGCUCACCCCAAUCGCGCGCCCGGUGGCCACCCAGCAAUUAGCGAUGUUGCGAAUCCGGUCGCUUCCACAUCCAAGUCACGUCGCAACCAUGGCAAGCCGCCCCAACGCCCCGCGAUGUACUUCAGCUGUAGGCGCUGCGGAGGAAAGAAGAUCUUUGUCGAACAAAAAGACCUGAACGCGCACUUGAAGGAAAUGCAUGGGGUAUUUGUUCGUGGGGCUCGCCCGAGUCGGCGCUAA